Molecule: messenger RNA, 2520 nt
Organism: Alligator mississippiensis (American alligator)
Lineage: Eukaryota; Metazoa; Chordata; Crocodylia; Alligatoridae
Product: zinc finger protein 501-like
Exons: 6
Coding region: 24-1544 (506 amino acids)
Biological process (GO): regulation of transcription by RNA polymerase II
Cellular component (GO): nucleus
Molecular function (GO): RNA polymerase II cis-regulatory region sequence-specific DNA binding; DNA-binding transcription activator activity, RNA polymerase II-specific
Source: RefSeq, a predicted model, not a curated record
GCGGGGCUCAGCUCGGCGCCCACAUGCUCGUGCGGGAGGCGGGAGCCAUGGAGCCCCCGGGGCCGGGCCUGGGGCACCGGCCGCCGCCGCCGCGCUCAGGUGCUGGGACCCUGAGCAGCGCUGAGCAGAAACGUGGAGCAGAGCCUGUGAAGCUGGAGCUGCAGAGGACUGGCCCAGGGGGGCAGGCGCCGGGCCUGGAGCUCCGGGAGGUGUUUGAGGCCGUGGCAGUGUAUUUCACGCGGGAGGAGUGGGAGCUGCUGGAUGAUGAAGACAAGAUGCUUUACCGGGACCAGAUGCUGAAGACUUACCAAGCCCUCCUUUCCCUGGGAUAUCGAGGUCCUACACCUGCCUUAAUCUGCAGCAUCCAGCAAAGACAGGUGGAGCUCUGGGUCUGUGACGAUGAGGAUCAUUGGAAAAUCUCCAGAUCGGAGGACCUCGUGCCAGGAGGUGCCUGGUUCCUGAGCAGAGAUGAGGAGCAGCCUCCUGCGGAAGGGCCUGCAGACCUGGAGCCAUCUUGGACUUGCCCAGGGAGUUUGGGUGAGAUGGACUCCCUGAGACUUGAGAAGGAGCAAUGGCACAAGAGUCAGCACCAGCACAUCCACCUGAGGAGCGAGACACACCAGUGUACUGGGUUCGGGAAGAACUUGUGCUGGCAAGACCAGUCCCAGCAGCAGUGUGCGCAGAGGGGGACGCAGCCACAGCAUGGCACCAAGUGUGGGAAGAGCUUAAGGCAGCCCUCCAACCUGGCCAAGCAGAGGUGCAUUCACGCAAGGGAGAAGGCACAUCAGUGCUCAAAGUGUGGGAAGAGCUUCAGCCUGUCCUUCAACCUGACUAGACACCAGCUCAUCCACAUGGCAGAGAAGCCACACCAAUGCUUGGAGUGUGGGAAGAGCUUCAUCCGAUCCUCCUACUUGACCCAACACAAGCUCAUCCACACAGGGGAGAAGCCACAUCAAUGUUUGGUGUGCGGGAAGAGCUUCACCCACUCCUCCAGCCUGGCCCGGCACCAUCUUGUGCACACGGGGGAGAAGCCACAUCAAUGCUUGGAGUGUGGGAAGAGCUUCACCCACUCCUCCAGCCUCGCCAAGCAUCAGUUUAUUCAUACAGGGGAGAAGCCACAUCAAUGCUCGGGGUGUGGGAAGAGCUUCAACCAGUCCUCCAACCUGGCCCGGCACCAGCUCAUCCACACAAAGGAGAAGCCACAUGAGUGCUUGGAGUGUGGGAAGAGCUUCAGACAGCUCUCCACCCUGGCCCGGCACCAGCUCAUCCACACAAAGAAGCAGCCGCAUCAGUGCUUGGAGUGUGCGAAGAGCUUCAGACAGCUCUCCACCCUGGCCCGGCACCAGCUCAUCCACACAAAGGAGAAGCCACAUCAGUGCUUGGAGUGUGGGAAAAGCUUCAGACAGCUCUCCACUCUGGACCGUCACUGGUUUAUUCACACACAAAAGAAGCCCUAUAAGUGCUCAGAGUGUGGGAAGAGCUUCAACCAGUCCUCCAACCUGGCCCGGCACCAGCUCAUCCACAUAAAGAAGAAACCAUAUUAGUGCUUACAGUGUAGGAAGUGCUUUCCCCACUUCCCCAAGCUGGCCUAGCACCAGUCCAUCCACAUACGGGUGCAUCUGUAAUGCUUCCAGCAAUGCAGAAAGGGCUUGGGGACGUAUACCCGCUCAGCACCUACCAGUGUUUGCAUCCAGGGAAGCAAUCUCAUGGUGGUGCAGUGCAGCAAGAGUUCACCCGUUGUUCAGCCCUGAUAGGGCACUGCAGAACCUAGAGGGCACAGAAGCUAGCCACCGAGGUUUGAUGCAGGGGAUGGGAUAAAAGGAAAGCCCUCAGGCAGAGACCAGUCCAGGUGCUGGGAGAACCUGUGAGGAGAUGACCUUUGCCUCAGCCUUGGAGCUUGUGCCAUCCCGGUUGCUCUCUAAAAGCAGUUGGUGCUGCCAGGGGAGAAGUGCCUUCAUAAUACAGUGCCCUCCCUAAGACAACUGGCUCCAUGUGAUACCCAGGGACUGUCUUUAGCCAAAUCCAAGCUUUGUCCUUUCUCCUGCUCCUAGGUUCCCAGUAUGUGAAGUUCUAGAGUGGAAGGGAGGUGGCCAUUUAUGGCGGGGAAUCAUUCCCUGCCUUACACCCUGGCCUCACCUUUCAUCCCUGCCACAUCACCUCUUUCCUAGGCCUGCAUGUGCCCAUCAUUGUCUGCUAGAAGCUGCAGCUGCCACGCGAUGAGCCCCGUUUGGUAGUUUUGUUUCUCAGCCCCUCGUCAGAACUGCACCAGCUGCCGGCCCCCGCCAUCCCAGUCUCUAUAACAGACUCUUUACUAAUCAGUAGGGCUGUAGGGCUGUGCGAAGCUUUGGAUCAUGAUUCAGUUUCAGGGAUGAUUCAGAGGCUGAAUCUACAAGCCCGAAUCGAAUCGCGUGAAGCUUUAGGCUUUCCGAAUCGAUUCGGAGCUUCCGAUUUGAUUCAGAAAAGACUUGGAGAUUUGGCCAUAGGGUAUAAUGGGGAAUCAAUGAAAUAUCUAUAACUUCA